AUGGUAGAUGUGGAACAAAAAAGUAAAGAGGUUGAGUAUGUUGACCCAUCAGUGAAUAGAGUGCCUAAUUAUGAGGUAUCUGAAAAGGCAUUUCUUUUGACACAACAAAAAGUUAGUAUGGAACAGCGUAGAGAAGCAGCAGAUUUCGUUUUAGCUAAGAUUAAGGAGGAAGAAAUGGCCCCUUAUUACAAGUACCUUUGUGAGGAUUAUCUCGUUAAAAAUGGCGAAUCUGAUUUAGACCACGAUGAAAAGUCAGGUUCUUCUAGCGAAUGGAUCAGAUUUGACCAGCAGUUAUACGAUGAGCUGCGCAAAAAAAAUGAAAGUAAGAUUAAAGAAUUGAAUGAAAAGAUUCAGAAAUUGGAGGAAGACGAUGAAGGUGAGCUAGAACAAGCCCAAGCAUGGAUUAAUUUGGGUGAAUACUACGCACAAAUUGGUGACAAAGAUAAUGCUGAAAAAACGUUAGGGAAAUCACUAUCAAAGGCUAUUUCCACUGGGGCAAAAAUUGAUGUUAUGUUGACAAUUGCAAGGUUAGGGUUCUUUUAUAAUGAUCAACUUUAUGUCAAGGAAAAAUUGGAGGCAGUCAAUUCAAUGAUUGAAAAAGGUGGUGAUUGGGAGAGAAGAAACAGAUAUAAAACAUACUACGGUAUCCACUGUUUGGCUGUAAGAAACUUUAAGGAGGCGGCAAAGUUGUUGGUCGAUUCUUUAGCAACUUUCACGUCCAUUGAAUUAACUUCAUAUGAAAGUAUUGCAACAUAUGCAUCGGUUACAGGUUUGUUUACGCUAGAAAGGACAGACCUAAAAUCCAAAGUGAUUGAUUCUCCAGAAUUGUUAUCCUUAAUCUCAACAACCGCCGCUCUACAAUCCAUCUCAUCCUUAACAAUUUCUCUCUAUGCGUCAGAUUAUGCGAGUUACUUUCCCUAUCUUUUGGAAACAUAUGAUAAUGUUUUGAUUCCAUGUAAAUAUUUGAACAAGCACGCCGAUUUCUUUGUCAGAGAAAUGAGAAGAAAGGUUUAUGCACAGUUAUUGGAUUCGUAUAAGACUCUGUCUUUAAAAUCUAUGGCCAGUGCGUUUGGUGUUUCUGUUGCAUUUUUGGACAACGAUCUAGGUAAGUUUAUUCCAAAUAAGCAACUGAAUUGCGUUAUUGAUAGAGUGAAUGGGAUCGUGGAGACCAAUAGGCCUGAUAACAAGAAUGCUCAAUACCAUUUGCUAGUUAAACAAGGUGACGGCUUAUUAACAAAACUACAAAAAUAUGGUGCAGCAGUGAGAUUGACCGGAUCGGACCGUAUUUGA
Messenger RNA from Saccharomyces mikatae IFO 1815, 1290 nucleotides. It is a transcript of the gene RPN7, whose product is annotated as proteasome regulatory particle lid subunit RPN7. The transcript has a single exon. NCBI's taxonomy places the organism in Eukaryota, Fungi, Ascomycota, Saccharomycetes, Saccharomycetales, Saccharomycetaceae. Gene Ontology annotation, molecular function: protein binding. Gene Ontology annotation, cellular component: proteasome regulatory particle. The coding region runs from base 1 to 1290 and encodes 429 amino acids. Gene Ontology annotation, biological process: proteasome-mediated ubiquitin-dependent protein catabolic process. The record is from RefSeq and is a predicted model, not a curated record.